Anisakis simplex (herring worm) is the source of this 609-nucleotide messenger RNA. The record is from the annotation of a GenBank genome assembly. Lineage: Eukaryota; Metazoa; Nematoda; Chromadorea; Rhabditida; Anisakidae.
CUAAGUCGGCAUAUUCCAAUAAUGAUUGGUGAUUUGAUGGAUUAUGAAGAUCCCAUCGCCAGUGGUCAGCUGAACCAGUCCAGGUUGAGGUUUCUGGGAUCGAAUCCAGAAAACAUUUGCUAUUGUGAUGAAGUCUGUAUUGCGUUCGGAGACUGUUGCUCCGAUUAUACUUUCGUGUGUCCACCUUCUGACUGUUAUGUGACAAACUGGUCAGAGUGGUCCGCAUGCGUCUUGGAUGAUACUGCUCAAAAAUGUGGUGUCGGUACGCGAACUCGAACUCGUGAGGUGAGGCGAGAAGCAAACUAUGGUGGUGCCCCGUGUCCUGAUCUAGUCGAACAACUGUCGUGUUUUCAUGAAUGCCCACCGAGAGAGGAAGAUGUGACAACGGUGGCAUUGCUGCUCGAUUACAAAUACAACGAUAUUCGAGAGAAGUUGUCUCGUGAUAAUAUUUAUUGGGAUCUACCUGAGGUGGCUAGCAAGGUAGAAAAGCUAUCAUAUUAUUGUGUUGAAUAUGAGAUCGGUUGGGUGAAUCGGAAUUGCAUCGACAAGAAAAUAACAUCGAAAUUGCAUGAAGGCAAUAAAAUCUGCGCGGAAUGUCAACCUGAAGCG